GGCGCCGCAGCCCGGCGGUGUCAGUGCCACGGUGUCCGCCGGGAAGCGAGAGGCAAGAGCCGGCGGCCGCCCUCCCUCCUGAUCCCCGCGGCCAGGCCCCCGUAUGCAGCCCUCACCCUGGAGCGGCGGCGGCGGCGGAUCGAGGAGCUCUCGCGGUCGUCCCGGCAGCGGCUGCUGCAGUCGCGGGACAGGAUGUUCUCCAAGUUCACCUCCAUCCUGCAGCACGCCGUGGAGGCGCUCGCACCUUCCCUUCCAUUACAAGAGGAUUUUGUUUACCACUGGAAAGCAAUCACCCAUUACUACAUAGAGACAUCAGAUGACAAAGCUCCUGUGACUGAUACCAACAUUCCUUCUCACUUGGAGCAGAUGUUGGAUAUUCUAGUUCAAGAAGAAAACGAGAGGGAAUCAGGUGAAACAGGACCAUGUAUGGAAUAUUUGCUACAUCACAAGAUUUUGGAAACACUCUACACAUUAGGAAAAGCUGAUUGUCCUCCAGGAAUGAAACAGCAAGUUUUGGCUUUUUACACAAAACUUCUUGGAAGAAUACGGCAACCUCUUCUUCCCCACAUAAACGUGCACAGGCCAGUGCAGAAAUUAAUCAGGCUGUGUGGUGAAGUUCUGGCAACACCAACAGAAAAUGAAGAAAUUCAGUUUCUCUGUAUAGUAUGUGCAAAGCUGAAACAGGAUCCAUACCUGGUCAACUUCUUCCUUGAGGUCAUUCAGGAUCCUGUUUUGCACCUUUACAAGAGGCAGAAUAAGUUAAAAGGAAUGGCUUCCAAAGGAUCAGCAGAUGUAAUCACAGAAGACAUGAUAAGAGGACAAGACUCUUCGACAACAGACGUGGGACAGCCCAUUCAGCCUGAAGAAAUGCCCAGUGCUGCUGGUCUGGAGCAGAUGGAGAAGGAAUAUGAUCUCCCACAACAGGCAGAUGAGCUCUCUUUCAGUCUGGAUGAACUAAAUGUCGCAUCAUCACCUGGGUCUUCCACUGUUGGUCCAAAUCAAGACUAUAAUUUAGUGAAUUCUCUACUAAACCUCACUAAAAGUCCUGACGGCCGGAUAGCAGUAAAGGCCUGUGAGGGCCUCAUGCUUUUGGUGAGUCUGCCAGAACCAGCAGCUGCCAAGUGCCUGACUCAAAGCACUUGUUUAUGUGAACUGUUGACAGACAGGCUGGCCACCCUCUACAAAGCCCUGCCUCAGUCGCUGGAUCCCUUAGACAUUGAGACAGUGGAGGCAAUUAACUGGGGUUUGGAUUCCUAUAGCCACAAAGAAGAUGCAUCUGCUUUUCCAGGGAAAAGAGCGUUGAUUUCAUUUCUUUCAUGGUUUGACUACUGUGAUCAACUCAUCAAAGAAGCACAAAAGACUGCUGCUGUUGCUAUGGCAAAAGCUGUGCGGGAACGAUUUUUCAUUGAUGUUAUGGAACCCCAGCUGAUGCAAACGUCAGAGAUCGGAAUCCUCACAUCAACUGCACUAUUGCAUCGCAUUGUUCGUCAGGUGACUUCAGAUGUCCUGCUGCAGGAAACAGUUUAUUUUAUACUUGGGGAAAACAGAGAGCCAGAAACUUUGACAGACAUCAACAGACAUCCGUUGCGACACAGGUUAAUUGAGCACUGUGAUCAUAUAUCUGACGAGAUCAGCAUAAUGACUUUACGAAUGUUUGAGUACCUUUUGCAAAAACCCAGUGAGCACAUUCUUUAUAAUUUGGUUCUGAGAAAUUUAGAAGAAAGAAACUAUAUAGAAUACAAGCCUUUCUGUCAAGAAGAUAAAGACGUGGUAGAGAAUGGACAGAUUGCAGGAGCAGUAGACCUAGAGGAAGAUCCGUUAUUUACUGACUUGUCUCCAGAUAACACAUUGUCAACGCAGGAGUGGCUCAGUCCUUCUCCACCUGUCAGUCCAGAACAUCAAAAAUAUGAUGGGAAGACUGAAGUUCAUAAAAUUGUAAAUAGUUUCCUCUGUCUUGUACCUGAUGAAGCCAAGUCAUCAUACCACGUGGAAGGUACAGGUUAUGAUACUUACCUCAGAGAUGCCCACAGACAAUUCCGUGAUUACUGUGUCAUCUGUUUACGGUGGGAGUGGCCUGGAUCUCCCAGACCUUUGGAAAAGUGCAAUUUAGAAGCAUCAUUUUUUGAAGGACACUUUUUGAAAGUCCUGUUUGAAAGAAUGGGCAGGAUUCUUGAUCAGCCCUAUGAUGUAAAUUUACAAGUUACUUCAGUGCUGUCCAAACUGGCCUUGUUUCCCCAUCCUCAUAUCCACGAAUACCUUUUGGAUCCCUAUGUAAACCUAGCUUCUGGCUGCAGGUCUCUCUUCUCAGUUAUUGUCAGGGUCGUCGGGGACCUCAUGGUUAGAAUCCAGCGCAUCCCGGAUUUCACUCCCAAACUUCUGCUGGUCAGAAAACGCCUGCUGGGCUUGGAGCCAGAAGGGCCCAUCAUUGACCACAUGACAUUACUAGAGGGCGUGAUUGUGCUGGAAGAGUUCUGCAAAGAGCUGGCAGCAAUUGCAUUUGUGAAGUAUCAUGCUUCAUCUACACCAUAAGCAGCCUUGAUGAGCAGCCGGGCUUGUAAAACCACCCAGCUUGUUUCAGUCGCAAAGACUAUUGACAACACCCCGAUAAGAAGAGGUGGUGCCUCCUGGCAGAGUGUCAGUUGACAUUUGGCAGAAUGGCAAGACAAGUUGCUUUCACCAGAUGUUGACUUUGCAAGAGAGAGGGAUUCAAAUGGACCUAGAAUACGACUGAAGGAGUCUGGGGAGAAACCAGUACACUGCGUUUCUAGCCACCGUGUGAAGAGCUGCAAAAGCUGAAUGAAGAACCACAGACAUCAGACCUUGGUUAUUCUGUUGUAACGACGAUGUUUAGAGAAUUGGGUCUCUUGUAUGUUCUGGGGCUCACGUGCACCAAUUCGCUUUUGUGACCAUAUUACUUUUAAAAGCAAAUUAAUUUUGUAACAUUUUUAUCUCUUAAUUCUUUUUCUUUUCAGUUGGAAGGAAAUCACAACUAUAGAUACAUUGUAUAUUAUUGAAAAUGAAGAGGUGAAAAGAACCCUACCAAUCCAUAUACAGUAGGAUAUAUUAAUGAGGAGUCAUUUUUGUUCUGGUGAACCCUAAAGACAGCUCUGAGCCUCUUUCCCCAAUGGAUUAAUCCAAGAGAUAUAUCAGUAUAAAAUCAAUACUAAUGGAAUGAAUCCUGAUUCAGCAUCACAUCUCUAACAAAUAUAUCUGAAGCAUACAUGUUCCUAGCA
Messenger RNA from Neopsephotus bourkii (Bourke's parrot), 3233 nucleotides. RefSeq names its product FHF complex subunit HOOK interacting protein 2A (gene FHIP2A). Bases 193 to 2529 code for a protein of 778 amino acids. The record is from RefSeq and is a predicted model, not a curated record. Lineage: Eukaryota; Metazoa; Chordata; Aves; Psittaciformes; Psittacidae. The transcript has 18 exons.